Molecule: messenger RNA, 225 nt
Organism: Penicillium verhagenii
Lineage: Eukaryota; Fungi; Ascomycota; Eurotiomycetes; Eurotiales; Aspergillaceae
Product: Proteinase inhibitor propeptide
Exons: 4
Coding region: 1-225 (74 amino acids)
Biological process (GO): vacuole fusion, non-autophagic
Molecular function (GO): endopeptidase inhibitor activity
Source: RefSeq, a predicted model, not a curated record
AUGUCGGGCUAUUUGGUCUCCUUCAAUUCAAACACUUCAGACGAAGAAAUCCAGCAGGUUAAAGAUCACAUUACCCAGGGCGGUGGUGUCAUCGGACAUGAAUAUAAUCUGAUCAAGGGCUUUAGUUUCACAAAGCCGGAGGUGUCUACGCUCGACGUUGGCGCUCUAUCUGACCAUCCGGCGAUCGACAGUCUGGAACUUGACCAGACCGUCACGACUCAAUAA